AUGGACUCGGUGGCGAAACGGACUUUUUCCACAGCGGGAAAGGGGCGCAGCGUUGACUCACAGUCCAAAGACGUACCAAGGACAACAGUCAAAGCAAUUGGACCUUAUGUUCAAUGCAAUAUAUGCGGUAGACUCUGCUCCAGACGUGGACAUAUCAAAUGCGCUGAGUGCAAGGAUUUUCACUCGUGCGUCAAGUGUUUCUGCCAGGGACUCGAAAAACCUAUAGAAGAAGCUCAAGCUAGCUCAUUCGUACAGUUGCCAGACAAUAGUGAGUACGAAGAACACAAAAAUUACCACAAAUACACUCCUGUGGGACCCAAUGACUUCGCUCUCUUCACGGCAGACUGGAGUGCUGAACAAGAAAUCUUGCUCAUCGAUGGGAUCGCCAAGUACGGGCUCGGCAAUUGGCAGGAAAUUAGUGACAUGGUUUCUAUGACAUCUGUCGGAUACAAAUCCUGGGAUGAAUGCCAGCAACAUUACUAUAAUGUGUACCUGAAUUCGCCCACAGCGCCGCUACCGGAUUUAACGAGCGUAAUACAUGGGCCAAACGGUGAACCUGUUCCGGUACCUUGCAAUACCGAAACGCCACCCGAAGAGGAACCCCAAAAUGCGUCACAAAACAAACCGGCUAACAAGCCACAGGUAGUCGGAUAUUGGCCACUGCGUGGAGAUUUCGAUAUCGAAUACGAUAACGACGCGGAGCUCAUAUUGGCAGACAUGGAAUUCAGGGCAGAAGACUCACCCGAACAAAUCGAACUCAAGCUGAAGGUCAUCGAAAUUUAUAAUUCCAAGCUUGACGAACGCAUAUAUCGCAAAAAGAUUAUCAUAUCAAGGGGCCUCCUCGACGCUAAAGCUAUGCAGCAAAAGGAACGCCGAUGCACUUUGGAGGAAAAGGAGCUGUAUAACGUGUUGCGGCCGUUCCUGAGGUUCCAAACGGUAGAGGAACAUGACCACACGGUGCGAUUGCUCGUACGUGAGCGCAAGCUGCGGACACGACUCUUCCAGCUUAUGACGUGGAGGGCAUUGGGGUUGGAAAAGGUUGAAGAUAUAGCCAAAUACGAAGACCGGAUGACGCAUAUAGACUCUUACAAAGACCAAAUGAAGCACGAUGACUCCGGACGUAGAAUCGAACGCAGACUAAGGAACCCACAGAUAGAUCAUGAUAUGAUUCAUCCCAGCACCAAUAAAAUCAAAUUGACAGACUUUUUGGAAGAGAAAGAAGUACAAUUUUGCGAGGCGCUACAGCUACCACCAGUGGCAUACUUCCUCGCGAAACGAGUAAUGCUACAAGAAGUAGCUUGCAAUCCAUCGUAUACCAUAGAUGACAUGUGCAGCGAACUCAAGAUGGACGGUACCAAAAAUGGCCGUAUUUUUGAUCUGCUGUUAACGUUAUCUCCACGUUGCCUGGGCGACGUGACCAGCCAAGUAGCCGACCUAUCAAAGGCCACGCUAGAUGCUAACGGGUACCUCAGCAACAAAGGAGUGGCAUCGCAGAUGGUACUAUUAUCAUCAGGGCAGAAGUACCAUAGAUCGGUACCAAACAGGGUGGCAAACUAUUUCACAUCGAGGGAUCAACACGGUGAACGAUCGCCGAAACACCACAGGCCUAAUUAA
This is a messenger RNA of Babesia sp. Xinjiang, 1614 nucleotides long. RefSeq names its product Transcriptional adapter 2. Lineage: Eukaryota; Apicomplexa; Aconoidasida; Piroplasmida; Babesiidae. Gene Ontology annotation, biological process: chromatin remodeling; regulation of transcription by RNA polymerase II. Gene Ontology annotation, cellular component: nucleus. Gene Ontology annotation, molecular function: chromatin binding; zinc ion binding; transcription coactivator activity. The record is from RefSeq and is a predicted model, not a curated record. Bases 1 to 1614 code for a protein of 537 amino acids. The transcript is spliced from 7 exons.